AUGGAUGACUACAACUUUUCAAUUUCAGAUAGUUGGUCAUUUGAGAAUGAUGUUCGUAGUGAGGAGAGCAUUUUUGAAAAUAGAGAAGAUAUGUUAACUUGGGCGCGGAGCGUUGGUCUAAAAUAUGGUAUUGUGGAGGUUAUUUUAAAUUCUACUAAGUUAAAAGGCAGCAAAUUGCCGAAGUGCAUUCUUGGUUGUGAAAGAGGAGGAAAGUACGAACCGCCACGGUAUCUAGUUGAAGGGCAAUCCUUACAAAGAAACACUGGGACUAGAAAAUGCGAUUGCCCAUUUCAACUGCGAGGCCACAAGUACCCGUCAAGGCUAAAACCAAUAGAGAAACAAUUUGUGGUCGACAUGGCCAACAGCACCGCGCCUCGUGAAAUUCUUACCAAACUGGACGGUCUAACUUCUAUUCAGUAUGUCAUACGUCAAUUACUUGAGAAAGAUUACCUCCAUCAAUUUAUUACAAAUCCAGAUACCAACGAAAUCACAGAUAUUAUUUGGGUUCAUCGUAUGAGUCUAGAGCUAUCUGUCAACUUUCCGUCCGUACUGAUCAUUGACGCCACGUACAAAACGAAUGAGUAUCGAAAACCACUAUUGGAGGUUGUGGAUAUCACAUCCACAUGGGCGAACUUACUCGCUUAUGUUCGCUUAUCUUAG
This is a messenger RNA of Rhododendron vialii, 660 nucleotides long. RefSeq lists its product as uncharacterized. NCBI's taxonomy places the organism in Eukaryota, Viridiplantae, Streptophyta, Magnoliopsida, Ericales, Ericaceae. The transcript is spliced from 4 exons. The record is from RefSeq and is a predicted model, not a curated record. Bases 1 to 660 code for a protein of 219 amino acids.